CCUUCCCAUUUCAAACGGGUGUGAUGUAGAUCAACCCACUUGUUCAAGUUCAAGUCCAAACUCCUCGCGGCAGACUCAUCCACAACACAUUAACCAAGCUAACGUAACUGCUUUCUCACCCAUCUGAGAACCAUUAAUCAAUCUUGACGGCGCCGACGUAGUCGCGGCAGAGUCAUUCAGAGCAGCAUGUAUCUGGAGAUCUUGGCCUUUGCAAUCGCCACCUCAGGAUGGGUUCUCGUAUCGUCAACCCUGCCGACGGACUACUGGAAGGUGUCCUCACUUGACGGGACCGUCAUCACCACAGCGACCUAUUGGGCCAAUUUAUGGAAGGCGUGUGUCACCGACUCUACAGGGGUGUCCAACUGCAAAGACUUUCCGUCCAUGCUGGCGUUGGAUGGAUACAUUCAGGCCUGCAGGGGUUUGAUGAUUGCUGCAGUCUGUCUGGGGUUUUUUGGAACAGUCUUCGCACUGGUGGGAAUGAAGUGCACCAAAAUAGGAGGAAGUGACAAGACCAAAGCGAGGAUUGCCUGCUUUGCAGGGGUUGUUUUUAUCCUCAGCGGUCUGUGCUCCCUUUCAGCAUGUUCCCUCUAUGCACAUCGGAUAACCUCAGAGUUUUUCGACCCUUUGUUUGUAGCCCAGAAGUAUGAACUUGGAGCGGCGCUCUUUAUCGGCUGGGCAGGUUCUGUCCUUUGCGUUCUAGGUGGCGCUGUGCUCUGCUUCUCUGUGGUUGACUGUAAGAAAAGUCGUGCAGAUUAUGUCUACAGAGGUGCUGCCUCACAUUCGCAUAUCUCCUCAUACCAAAGAGGAAGAGGCCAGUCUGUGAGCCAGAGGCCGCCUCCCGAAUACAGCAGCUCCUCCAAGGCCCCCAACUUUGAUAAGAACGUCUACGUUUAAAUGAUGUGAAUAUUAAGCGCACUGAGUCGUGUAGGAUAGUGUGAAGUCAAAGAUAACAGUACACCGAAGGAAAUGUGUGUAUUUAAUACCAGGUGGAUUCUUGAUUGCUAUUCACAGUGAAAUGGCAUUUUGAUCCAGUGACAAGGUGGUACGACGGUGCCUUGAGGUACAAGUGACCCGUUUUUUGAGAAUUCAGACUUAAGAAGCACUAUAGUGGGAAUGGAAUCAGUUUACUGUUAAACAACUUCUUAACACUGCUGUAUGCAUGUCAAUAUUAAAGCUAACAAAUGAAGAAAAUUUGUUUUACAUGCUCAGCAUUGAUAGUUGCAGCUUUACAAAUGUUUAUGCAACAGGUAUUUGAACUCAAAUGAUGAAACAACCCAAUUAGACAACCGUUAUAUUAUAAAUAAAUUUGAUGACCUGUAUGAAAACUUGCAUUACAGCAUUUUAAAAGGUUAUUUUUGUCUGAUCACUGUAACAAACAACACUGCCUCCUGGUGGCCAUAGCAAGCAAAGCAUAUUGAAUUGGAUUGCCUCAUUUGAUCAUGAUGUGAAAAAAUGUUGAAUUAUAUUUAUUUCUAAUUGAUUGUUAUUACUUUGUUUUUAUAAAUUACGAUGUAGCCUCAGAGCACUUUGUCUUUAGGGGGUUCUGGAAUGGAUUUAAGGCAUUUCUUUUCAUUUUAAAUGAGAUAGGAAUGAUUGGAUUUGGUCACAAAACUAAUUACAUUAUUAUCUCAAGGCACCGCAAUAUGUCAAACGUUAUUUUUCUGUUUUUCUCCAAACACAACAAAGAAUAUUUAAAUAAUAUCUGCGGAAUAUAUAUAGAGAUAUUAAAUUGACAUGUCAAAAACAUUUUCCCUCCUACUUUUUGGUUUUCAAAUAAACUAACAAAAGAAUGAUCUGAUUUAAAAGGCAUUCAGAUUUACCAUUCCAAGCAACUGAAUGGAACUAAAGUUUUUAAAAUGCCUUAAAAAAAGUUUUUAAAGUAAUUAAUUGACUCUCAAAUUAUAUGCUAAAGGUCAUUUCCAUUUGGAGAUUUGCAUUUUACAUUGUACAUUUACCUUAAACGGUCAGUGUCAAAGACUUCUGUUGUGUAAACAUUUUUUGUACAACAUUUUGAUAUUUAAAAUGGUUUGUAGGAAAAAGGUAACAAAACAAUAAAAA
Corythoichthys intestinalis (scribbled pipefish) is the source of this 2058-nucleotide messenger RNA. RefSeq names its product claudin-10-like. The transcript has 5 exons. Gene Ontology annotation, cellular component: plasma membrane; bicellular tight junction. NCBI's taxonomy places the organism in Eukaryota, Metazoa, Chordata, Actinopteri, Syngnathiformes, Syngnathidae. Gene Ontology annotation, molecular function: structural molecule activity. The record is from RefSeq and is a predicted model, not a curated record. Bases 187 to 894 code for a protein of 235 amino acids. Gene Ontology annotation, biological process: bicellular tight junction assembly; cell adhesion.